Messenger RNA from Phycodurus eques (leafy seadragon), 588 nucleotides. Its product is annotated as protein S100-G-like. Gene Ontology annotation, molecular function: calcium ion binding. The transcript has 3 exons. The record is from RefSeq and is a predicted model, not a curated record. NCBI's taxonomy places the organism in Eukaryota, Metazoa, Chordata, Actinopteri, Syngnathiformes, Syngnathidae. The coding region runs from base 138 to 422 and encodes 94 amino acids.
UCAUGAAAUUAAUUAGCCAUCUAUUCCAAUAUAAGAAGAUGCACCUCGCUUGAGUCCGUCUGACAUCUGCGGAGAGUCACACAGAUCAUCUUGCCUACUGAACAUACUGAACAGACAUUUCCCCAACCUGAGGAAUCAUGGGUCGCCUGGAUGAAGUCAUUAUAAAGCUGUCCGACGUCUUUGAGGAAUACAACACUGACGAUGGCAAAAAACGUUUGGACAAGGAGGAGUUAGGCGCCAUGCUGCAGAAUGAAGUCAACGUUGACAACUUUCAAGGAAACAUCACUCUGGAGAAUAUCACGACAAUGUUUAAGCAGAUGGACAGGAACAAAGAUGGCGAGCUCAAACUCCUUGAGUUCUGCAGAGCUGUUUCUCAGCUGGUGGUUUUGUACCACCGCAAGAAACACGGGCAUGAAAAUUAAAAAAAGUACAGUCAUAUGAUCGGGGAUAACUAUGUUGUUAUUAUCAUACUGCUGUAAUUGACUACAUAUAAAUUCCUUCAUUUGGGUUUAGUACAAAGUUGCUUGUCUUUCUGUAUGCUUCCUUUCUUUUCAGAGAGUGAAUAAAAAAUAAAUAAAUAAAAAAGUC